Messenger RNA from Angiostrongylus costaricensis, 225 nucleotides. Lineage: Eukaryota; Metazoa; Nematoda; Chromadorea; Rhabditida; Metastrongylidae. The record is from the annotation of a GenBank genome assembly.
AUGAACGGCGUUCUCGAACUCGCUUUUUUUAUGUUGCUCAUCGCCCAAGCACAAUUCAAAGGCUACAGCAGCUACAACAGAUACGGCUAUCCAUAUUAUGAUUACUCACAUUACUAUCCGUAUGGCGGUUUUGUAGGCUCUUCUGGAGGAGAUGGGUUUUGGGACAGACUUUUGAAAGGAGCGGCUACUGGAGGUUUGCUAGGAUUCCUUCUUGGGAAGAAGUAG